AGUUAACUAUACCAGUAAGUGUGCCACUCCCCUACUUGUUUCCUUCCUAGUAGUUCAGGUUGCACAACCUCUUUACCAGUACAAAAUGGAGCUGAUAAGUUCCACACUCUACCUCAUCUUCACCCUAGUCUUGAUCUUUGUUCUUCGAUCAGUGCUUGCAGCAAGAGGUAAUACAAAGAGCAAACCAAAUAAGUCUAAACUCCCUCCAGGACCAACCCCUCUUCCGAUCAUAGGAAACCUCCACAAACUGGGAAACAAGCCCCAUCACUCCAUGGCUAAGCUCUCAGAAAUUCACGGCCCAAUAAUGACCUUAAAGUUUGGCCAAGUCACCGCCAUAAUCAUAUCCUCAGCUGACAUGGCCAAAGAAGUGCUCCAAACCCACGACCUCUCACUCUCAAACCGACCUGUCCCUGACGCCUUAACAGUUCUCAACCACAACAAAUUUAGCUUGUCCUUCAUGCGGGUCUCACCCCGGUGGCGCGACCUCAGAAGAAUAUGCAACGACCAACUAUUCGCCAAAACUACCCUCGAUGCCAGCCAGGCCCUGAGGCGCAAGAAGCUGCAGGAUCUCUUGACUGACAUCAACAAGUGCAGUGAGAUUGGUGAAGCUGUGGAUAUUGGAAGAGCAGCUUUCAAGACCACGGUUAAUCUCCUUUCCAACACUUUUUUCUCCGUAGAUUUUGUGCACUCUGCAGAGGAAGCUGGGGAGUACAAGGAGAUAGUUGUCAGCAUAUUGAGGGAGGCCGGAGCGCCCAACUUGUCUGAUUUUUACCCUGCGCUAAAGUUUCUUGACUUGCAAGGGAUCAGAAGGAGGUCGAUUGUGGAGGUCAAGAAGGUGUUGGCCAUCUUCAGGCGCUUCGUUGGGGAACGAAUGAAUAUGAGAGAAGGAUCAGGUUCUGCUGGGAAUGAUGAUGUGCUUGAUGCCUUGCUUAACAUCUCUAAGGAGAAUGGCAAGAUAGAGAUGGAUAAAGAUGAGAUUGAACAUUUAUUGAUGAACAUAUUUGUUGCUGGAACCGACACAACAACAUACACAUUGGAAUGGGCAAUGGCAGAGUUAAUUCACAAUCCAACCAUCAUGUCAAAAGUCGAAAAGGAGCUUCAACAAGUAGUAGGAAAAGGCAUUCCUGUAGAAGAAACAGAUAUCACAAGCCUCCCUUACUUGCAUGCAGUUAUAAAAGAAACCUUCCGUUUGCACCCACCAGUUCCCUUAUUACUCCCACGAAAAGCAGAGGUAGAUGUUGAAAUCAGUGGCUACACCAUCCCAAAAGAUGCACAACUGUUCAUUAACGCAUGGGUUAUUGGUAGGGACCCAACUAAGUGGGAAAAUCCAACUGUGUUUUCACCUGAGAGGUUCUUGGACUCUGAAAUUGAUGUGAAAGGGCACCACUUUGAGCUCAUUCCAUUUGGGUCUGGACGAAGAAUAUGCCCUGGUUUGCCUCUGGCUAUUAGAAUGUUACCAUUGAUGUUGGGAUCGUUGAUCAAUUGCUUUAAUUGGAAGCUUGAAGAUGGUAUCAAACUAGAUGAUUUGGAUAAGGAAGAUGAGUAUGGGAUUACCAUGGAAAAAUCUCAACCCGUUCGUGUUGUUCCAAUCAAAUUAACUGAGCAAUAGAGAUGUAUGUCAGUAUUGAGAUGGUUAGUCUCAUGAUUGCAAAUAGUAGUACUGCUAAAAAAUAAACAAGCAAUAGUCAAAUGGCAAGUGUUUGGUGGAGUCUUCUCCUUUCCUACUUUCCUUGGACUUGUCUUUAGUGUUGUGAGGGUUGCUUUUGAACACUAUAAAAUAUAAAAUAAGGGCAAUGGUGUAGACGUGAUCACAGAAAUAAGGUCCAAUAUAUGAAGUAUUUGAGAUAUAAAGUCAUAUUAUAUUUUAUAA
Lotus japonicus is the source of this 1870-nucleotide messenger RNA. RefSeq names its product geraniol 8-hydroxylase-like. The coding region runs from base 86 to 1609 and encodes 507 amino acids. The record is from RefSeq and is a predicted model, not a curated record. Gene Ontology annotation, molecular function: monooxygenase activity; oxidoreductase activity, acting on paired donors, with incorporation or reduction of molecular oxygen; heme binding. The transcript has 3 exons. Lineage: Eukaryota; Viridiplantae; Streptophyta; Magnoliopsida; Fabales; Fabaceae.